AGGUGAUGGACACAUGGUCAUCCUUACCCAAUAUACUAUGAAUUUCUUUUUACAAAACAAGAAUAUAGGGUAUAGGGAAUCGGCUUUGGAGAAUAACGAUGAGUCCAACCAACCUCACAGGCGCAGUCGAUUAGACCGUAACGGUUCAUUGAAAAUAUAAUAAAGCUAGCGGUUCCUCGGGCCCAUCGGAAAUCCGUCGCCCACGGAUUUCAGCCCUUAAAAGUCACAAUCAAUUUUCCAAAGUCGUUAAACUGGACCGGACUGGACCCAAGUUUCAAUGACCGGAAAUUCCUGAUCCGCAUCCUAAUUGACAUAUGCCCUUCCGACCCUCCCAUUUUCCACCACGUAGCAUUAUUACUAUAUUGUGAACUUCUUAACCUCGCCUCAGCUUUUUGUCAGCUCCAAGUUCCUUUUUUUUUUUCUUUAUUCCAUUAGUUGAGAUGGCUUCGACCACUCUAAUCUGCGAUACCCAGCCAUGGAAGGACUUGAAGGCUCAUACUGAGGAUAUCAAGAAAACUCAUCUUCGUGAUUUGAUGAACGACAAAGAACGAUGCGAAUCGAUGAUGGUUGAGUUUGAUGGAAUGUUUUUGGACUACUCAAGGCAUUGCGCCACUCUUGAGACCAUGGAUAAGCUCUAUAAAUUAGCAGAGGCUGCUUCUCUCAAACAACAAAUUAACCGAAUGUAUAGUGGCGAGCAUAUAAAUAGCACAGAAAAUAGGUCAGUGCUUCAUGUAGCUCUUCGAGCACCAAGGGAUGCUGUUAUAAACAGUGAUGGAAAGAAUGUGGUGCCAGAUGUUUGGAAUGUUUUGGAUAAGAUCAAGGAUUUUUCAGAGAAAGUUCGCAAUGGCUCCUGGGUUGGAGCUACUGGGAAACCACUGAAGGAUGUUAUUGCAAUCGGUAUUGGUGGCAGUUUCUUAGGUCCUUUAUUUGUGCAUACUGCUCUCCAAACAGACCCUGAGGCUGUUGAAUUUGCAAAAGGACGCCAACUACGUUUCCUAGCAAAUGUAGAUCCUAUCGAUAUUGCUAGAAAUAUUGCAGGAUUAAACCCCGAAACAACACUUGUUGUGGUGGUUUCAAAGACUUUUACAACCGCAGAAACUAUGUUGAAUGCUCGAACAUUAAGGGAGUGGAUUUCAUCUGCUCUUGGGCCUUCUGCAGUUGCAAAACACAUGGUGGCAGUCAGUACUAAUCUUACGCUUGUUGAAAAGUUCGGAAUUGACCCUAAUAAUGCAUUUGCAUUCUGGGAUUGGGUUGGUGGUCGAUACAGUGUUUGCAGUGCAGUUGGAGUGUUGCCUUUGUCUCUGCAGUAUGGUUUUUCAAUAGUAGAAAAGUUCUUAAAGGGGGCUUCAAGUAUUGAUGAACAUUUCCGUUCAGCUCCUUUUGAGAAGAAUAUACCUGUACUUUUGGGUUUGCUAAGCGUAUGGAACGUUUCAUUUCUUGGAUAUCCUGCAAGAGCUAUUUUACCAUACUCCCAGGCCCUCGAGAAAUUUGCUCCACACAUUCAACAGGUCAGCAUGGAGAGUAAUGGCAAGGGGGUGUCAAUUGAUGGUGUGCCACUUCCUUAUGAGGCUGGUGAAAUUGAUUUUGGUGAACCUGGAACGAAUGGCCAGCACAGCUUUUAUCAACUAAUCCACCAGGGACGUGUAAUUCCUUGUGAUUUCAUUGGUAUUGUGAAGAGCCAGCAACCUGUGUACCUUAAAGGUGAAGUUGUGAGCAACCAUGAUGAGCUUAUGUCCAACUUUUUCGCACAGCCGGAUGCCCUAGCAUAUGGAAAGACAGCAGAGCAGUUGCUGAAGGAGAAUGUUUCGCAGCAUCUUAUUCCUCAUAAGACGUUCUCUGGGAAUCGGCCUUCUCUCAGUCUUUUGCUACCAUCUCUUAACGCUUACAAUAUUGGGCAGCUCUUGGCAAGCUAUGAACAUAGAGUUGCUGUUGAAGGUUUUGUUUGGGGCAUCAAUUCUUUUGACCAGUGGGGAGUUGAGUUGGGUAAGUCACUAGCUACUCAAGUCCGAAAACAGCUUAAUGGAUCACGUACAAAAAGUGAACCUGUUGAAGGCUUUAAUUUUAGUACUACUACGUUGUUAACAAGAUAUCUACAGGCAAGUUCUGAUAUUCCAGCUGAGCCACUCACUCUUCUACCUCGGAUAUAACUGUCUUGGUGCUGUCGGCCUUAUUGCGGUAUGCCUUGCACUACAGCUUCAUCUGUAGUUUGUCCCCAUGUUAAGAAGGUUUUCUGGACCUUUUUUGUUAUGUUUGGUAUAUGCGGAGAUCCAUUGAACCUUGUGGGUUAUACGGUGGAUUUUAAUAAAUUUACAACGACUGACUUGGAAUACAUUUCCUUGCGGCUAAGAGUAGCUCUUUCAUAAACUUAUAAAAGAAUAAUAAUAUAAGUGGCUUUGAAUUUGAAUACGCCAGCCUAUGGCGGGUGGCCUAUUGGUUUUGGUAUAA
Gossypium arboreum is the source of this 2445-nucleotide messenger RNA. RefSeq names its product glucose-6-phosphate isomerase, cytosolic. The record is from RefSeq and is a predicted model, not a curated record. Gene Ontology annotation, biological process: gluconeogenesis; glucose 6-phosphate metabolic process; glycolytic process. The coding region runs from base 441 to 2147 and encodes 568 amino acids. NCBI's taxonomy places the organism in Eukaryota, Viridiplantae, Streptophyta, Magnoliopsida, Malvales, Malvaceae. Gene Ontology annotation, cellular component: cytosol. Gene Ontology annotation, molecular function: monosaccharide binding; glucose-6-phosphate isomerase activity; carbohydrate derivative binding. The transcript has 24 exons.